AUGGAGACCGAGGCAGUGGCAGCGGGCGAGGGCGGCUUCACCAGCGUUCUGUCCAGACGGAGCACUUUUUUCAAGGAGGUGGCCAUGGACACGGAGGAGCCGUGGCCCAGCAAAAGGCCGGCCUUCCCGCCGGUGGCCACCGAAGCGCUUGGGGUUGGGAAAGGCGAAAUGAGGAAGGUUCCCGUGCCAGCCAACAGGUACACUCCACUGAAAGAGAAUUGGAUGAAAAUAUUCACACCUGUCGUAGAGCACUUGCAACUUCAAAUCAGGUUUAAUCUGAAAACAAGAAACGUUGAAAUCAAGACUUGUCAAGAAACAAAGGAUCUCAGUGCUUUAACGAAGGCAGCUGAUUUUGUGAAAGCAUUUAUACUUGGGUUUCAAGUAGAGGAUGCUCUUGCUCUUAUCAGAUUAGAUGAUCUGUUUCUAGAAUCAUUUGAAGUUACAGAUGUUAAACCAUUGAAAGGAGAUCACCUGUCAAGAGCAAUAGGGAGAAUAGCAGGUAAAGGUGGGAAAACAAAAUUCACUAUAGAAAAUGUAACGAGGACACGAAUAGUUCUUGCUGACAUGAAAAUUCACAUUUUGGGAUCUUUUCAGAACAUUAAAAUGGCACGAACAGCAAUUUGCAAUCUAAUUUUAGGAAGUCCUCCAUCAAAAGUUUAUGGCAAUAUUCGGGCAGUGGCCAGCAGAGCAGCUGAAAGAUUCUGAACUACAGCACAGCUGCCCUGCAGCUGCAUCACCAAGGAC
Molecule: messenger RNA, 744 nt
Organism: Mesitornis unicolor (brown roatelo)
Lineage: Eukaryota; Metazoa; Chordata; Aves; Mesitornithiformes; Mesitornithidae
Gene: PNO1
Product: partner of NOB1 homolog (S. cerevisiae)
Cellular component (GO): nucleolus
Molecular function (GO): RNA binding
Source: RefSeq, a predicted model, not a curated record